UAGCAAUCAUUGACGUAACGUUUCGGUUUCGUCUACGACCUACCUAUAUGUCAAUCUGAACAAGUCAUCGUUUCCGUGCAUGAGAGGCGGGAAGGAAAGGCAAGUCUUUCGAAGUCUGUGACUCCGUACCUGUGUUGGCUUCAGAGCAAUGGAAGUCGAUUCAGGAGAAGCUAUUGCAGCUAUUCCACUGUUGCAUAGCAAUGAAUUCAAGUUGCUACAGGCAUACUGCGCCUGGCGGAGGAAGGGGUCGAGAAGAAGACUCACUGGUCAGUCGCCCGUUGCUUUGAAGACCGAGCCCCUCACUUUCCAAAGCAGAGCAGUCCAAAAUAGUACCGCGAGGAUUGCAGUAGGAUCAAGUUUGAGGGUGAAGAAUGCACAUGCACAAGGAUCAAGUGGGGAUGACCUGGGCAGUGUGGCUGACAAACUCACCCAGAUCGCAGACAAUGUAGGUCUCGUCCCUGACGAUCUAGUGACUGACAGUGGCGAUGAUGUUAUCCAGAGACUGGUUGAACUCCUGAAGGUAGCUGGGGACGAAUUGGAUGCAGAGCUUAAGAAGAACCCAGCACUGGUCCAACAGCUCCAAGGGUCCUUCUCCUAUGGCUUAUUUGAGAAGAUAACCAGGACCUUCGUGGACUGUGCUGUCCCCUCACGGGCUGGCAGCACACAGAGCACCCAGCAGGCCCAGAUAGCCAUGACCUGUGAGGUGACCAGCAGGCUCUCGGCACUGGACCUGCACCCCAUGAACCGGAUCAUGGGCUUUGGAGCCCAGUUCCUGCAGCAGAACUUUUCUGGCUGGGUGCGACAGUCUGGAGGCUGGGAGAAAGCUUUUAAUGGACCGUACGAUGAAGACGAUGAAGUCCAGUGAGACAAGGAGCGCUAUAUUUCUGCUAUUUAAUGAUCCAAAGUUGUGCCAUAAGUGUAGAUUAUUACCUUUGUCCUAAAAUGGUCAGACUUAAUAUAACCAAGAGGUUUUAUUUUUGAUGCAAAACGUAAAUUCAUGUGAUCAGCUGUUUUAUACACCAGAGAAUGACAAAUAUUUCAGAUUCAAUGUUAUAUUCACAAUACAUCCUAGUAUGAAUGUUUGAUCAAACAUAGACUUUUUGCAUGUGAUAAAACAUAUCUGAUCAUCACACUUUAUCUUAAAUACAUUUAAUUAAUAUAUUAUUUGUAAUACUUCUGACAGCAUAUUUUUUUACUAUUCGCUUUUGGGAAAAGUUUUUACACUCUGUUGCAAUGGACUGUGACUUUUGCAUGUGCAUCAUGAUUCAAAGAAAACCCUAUUUAAAAAAAAUACCACUGUAGAUUUGUAACAGAUAAAGUUACAACAGUUGAUAAUGUUGGAGGACUUAUUCAGAUGUAGGUUAACACUUUAUUCACUGUGUAUAUGAGGACAUUUAACAUGCCAGGAUAAGCUAGGCGAUGACUUUGUAAAUUAUUUCAAUUUUAGAACUGUAUUUACCUCUCAGGAUGGCAGUGUGUUUUUGUUUUUGACUGAUCUGUCAUGUGACAGCACAACAUGAUUGACACAUAGUAGACUUAAUUUAACAUGCUCUGAGCCAUUUUCAUCUUGAUGGGUUUUAAAGGUGAAGAGCUCACAUUCAGUACCCGGUAUGCAACAGUGUGUUGACAUCUGUAGUUGGUGCUCGUCUUAAGAAGGAAACCAACAUUGUACAAGCUUCUGCAAUGACAAUUAUGAACAUUACCACUGGCCUCACACUGAAAUAGCUAGGUCUGAGUGUUAGGUGUGCCAAAUAAAAGCUUAAGUUCUGUGA
Messenger RNA from Clupea harengus (Atlantic herring), 1772 nucleotides. RefSeq names its product apoptosis facilitator Bcl-2-like protein 14. Gene Ontology annotation, biological process: regulation of extrinsic apoptotic signaling pathway. The record is from RefSeq and is a predicted model, not a curated record. Lineage: Eukaryota; Metazoa; Chordata; Actinopteri; Clupeiformes; Clupeidae.